GGGGCGGCGGGGAUUCCCCCCUUUCCCAACAAAGCCUCCUCUGCGCGGCGUUUGUCUGCGCCACCGUCGCAGCGGCUUCGUAGCCUUUUCUCACCAGCAGAGCAAACGCCUUCGGGGGUGGGUUUCCGCACGUUUACAGUGGUGUCCUGCGGGUUUACAGUGUCAUAAUUUGACCGCACGCAGACUGCCGCCCAUUGCGUUCGCGUUGAGUGUGUGAGAGAGGAUCUCACACUAGGAGGGUAGAAAUGGGUAGUAAAAUCUGCUCGGAGCACGUACUGUUUGAUUAUUUAAUGUUUUGUUGAAAUCAGGAUUUAAAGGUUACCGCUGACUUUUGAAGAUGUAGCCAUUUAUUUCUCUGAGCAAGAGUGGCAGCACCUAGAGACAUGGCAGAAGGAACUUUACAAGCAAGUCAUGAGAACCAAUUAUGAGACUCUCAUCUCUCUAGAUAAUGGACUGCCCAAACCAGAACUAAUAUCCUGGAUGGAACUUGGGAGAGAGAACUUCGGCAGCUGGGGAGAAGGACAGAAAGUAGACAGAGGAAUUCGCUGUUCUGUAGAUGAUGUGUGUGUUCAUCGAGUCACUGAGGAACAGUUACCCGAGAGUAGCCAGCAAGCUGUGAAGUCAAGAGAAGUCACAUGCCAUUUCCCAUUUCCCAUACAUCCUCUGGAGAGUCAGCAUUCCUUAGGACUUGCUUUAGGAGAAAGGGAAGAUGUUUCCCUCAGACCUGAUCAAGGCAUCAGUCUUGUAAACGCACAAACCCAACAUGGUGAGGCUUUGGUUUCAGUGCAGAGCUCCAGUGAGGCUGCCCAAAGAAAAGUGCUCUCAAGUCACAAAACUCUGGUUCUCCCUGGCUUGCAGAAAGUUUCCUCUUGGCAGAGUACCCAGCACUCUUGUUCGGUCUGUGGGGAAAACUCUUGGGAGAAGAAUCACUUAGUGAAGCAACAAAAGGGCCACUCCAAGAGCCUGUCAUGUAGGGUCUGGAAGAAGUUCAGCAGACAGGCUGAUGCUAAACAGCAGCGGGACGUCUCAUGUCCUGAAUGUGGGAAGAGCUUCUGCCUGAAGCAGUCCUUGGUGAGACAUCUAGAUCUCCAUCUAAGGAAGAGACCACCCCAGUGCCCUAAGUGCAAAAUGUGCUUCCAUCAUGAGCAUCUCCUUUGUAGCCACCACCUCAAGCAAGUCUCUUCUCAGCACCCCAAAUGUGACACGAGCUUCCCAAUAGAUAGCAAUGUUCACCCGUGCGAGCAGGUUCAAGAAAGGCCAGCCUUCUGGAAAGAAGACACCAGUGUGCCUUCAAGACAGAAGCCAGGCCCCAGUCUAGACUCUGAGGACUGCUGCCACACUGGUAGCAAGCUGAAGUACCUGCAGUGUGACUGCAUCCUAGGUGAAGACAGACCCUGCUCGUGCUCAGAGUGUGGCAGUUGCUUCCUCUCACAGUCUAAGCAGGCAGGUCUCUGCAGGGAACACCCAGGAGAAAAAUCCUUGCAGUGUCCAGAAAGCAACAAGUGCCUCUGCCUGAGAGGCUUACAGAAUGUCCACCAACAUGUGCAUAGUAGAGAAAGACCAUUCUGCUGUAGAAAAUGUAAUCAGGGAUUCACCAGACAUUGCAGACUCACAGAACACACCCGAAUCCUCAGCGGGGAGAAAUCUUUCUGGUGUGCCCAAUGUGGAAAGAACUUUAGCCAAAAGGCACAGCUGCUGAAGCACCAGCGGCUUCACACAGAGGAAAAACCCUUUCAAUGCACACUGUGUGAGCUGCGCUUUCAUUUGAAGAGCAGGUUGAGGGCCCACCAACUACAACAUGGUGGAGCAAGGCCCUUCUCCUGCAGCGAGUGUGGCCGAGCCUUCGCCUAUCAGUGUAAGCUCCGGGAGCAUCUGAGCGUGCACAGUGGAGAGAGGCCCUUUCAGUGUCCUGAGUGCCACAAGAGUUUCCGCCUGAAGGGCAUCCUGAAGGCCCACCAACGCACCCACAGCAAGGAGAGGCCAUUCUCUUGCGGGGAAUGUGGCAAGGGCUUUACAAGACAAUCUAAGCUCACAGAGCACUUCCGUGUCCACAGUGGAGAGAGGCCCUUCCAGUGUCCUGAGUGUGACAGGAGCUUUCGCCUAAAGGGGCAGCUGCUUAGCCAUCAGCGCCUACACACAGGAGAAAGACCCUUCCAGUGUCCAGAGUGUGGCAAGAGCUAUCGUGUGAAGGCCGACAUGAAGAUGCACCAGCUGCUGCACAGCGGACAGAUGCCGUUCUCCUGCCAGUGUGGGAAGGGCUUUGCCAAACAGUCUAAACUCGUGGAACACAUGAGGACACAUACAGGAGAGAAGCCUUUUCAGUGUCCCAAGUGUGACAAGAGCUUCCGAUUGAAGGCUCAGCUGCUCAGCCACCAGGGCCUGCACACAGGCGAGAGACCUUUCCACUGCCCUGAAUGUGAUAAAAACUUCCGGGAAAGGGGUCACAUGCUCAGGCACCAGCGUAUCCACAGGCCUGAGAGGCCCUUUGCCUGCAGUGACUGUGGGAAGGGCUUCAUUUAUAAGUCCAAACUGGCUGAGCACAUCCGAGUACACACAAAAUCCUGUCAGGUUCCAAGUGAGCCUGAAGUUAAGAAAAGGCUUAGCCAACUGUUUGCAAUGAUAGAGGCUGACUGGAGUUGAGGUAGGCGGGGUUGUCAGCUCUAGGACCAAAGUUUAAUUGCCGGGGCAGCCUGAAGAAUGGUGGCUAAGCCUAGUGGGAAACACUAGGAACAGGGGCUUUUAAAUUUAUAUUUUGGAUGGGUAGGGCCUUCAGGAUGCCCCCCCCCCUUUUUUUUGAAUACCACCAAUUAUAUUUCCUCCUCCUUGGUAAAAAGUGAUAUUUGUUUUUCUUAUUACUUUAAGUGCAUUUCACCCAAAUGCAGUUAAUUCAAGAAGUCCCAUCUUAAGCCAGAAAGAAGUUCCUCCAGUACCACUGUCAAAGUUACAAAGGGGCGGGAGGUCUAUUUAAUAUCAGCUCUACUCUUUCAUUCUUUCCAGAGUGAAAUACAGUGAAUUUUAUUUCUCUUGUGAUAUGCUUUUGAGUUUGCUAUUGAUUCAUUUAUUUUGAAACUGGUAAGAUGAAUUCUCUGAAUUUUAUGUGACUGUUGAAAUUUCUCCUCGGGGUUCUUGAUGAUUAAUGUGUAGCAUGCUUUUAAAAUGAUGAUAAUCACGGGGGUUGGAGAUUUAGCUCAGUGGUAGAGUGCUUGCCUAGCAAGCGCAAGGCCCUGGGUUCAGUCCCCAACUCCGAAAAAAAAAAAAGAAAAAAGAAAAAAAAAUGAUAAUCUGAGUUGUGGAAACAAAAAACCAAAGUUGAGAGGUCUGGAUGCAGAUCAGGGGCUGAAUCAGUGGCUAGAUUUGGGAGUUCUGGCGUGGAGAUGCUAUUUGAAGCAGAAGAAAGACUCUCAAGGAAUAAAUAUUUAAGCAACUGACUAGAGGAUAGGCAAAGCAUAAAACAGAGGUAUCACAAUAUGCAAAUUACUUAUAUUCUCACAUCUUGUAGAACUAUAGAGAUCAGAAAGGAUUUUUUAAAAUUUAUAUUUUAAACUCUAUUGUUACAUAAAGUGUCCCCUCAGCCUCAGACCCAGUGGGUUACUGUGUCAAGGUUCCCCCAUGUUGAAGUCCCCCCCUCUCACCUACCAACCAGUUCUCACUAUAUAGUCUUGCUUGGCUUGAAGUUCACUAUGUAGACCAACCUGGCCUCCACUCAGAUACCCACUGCCUCUGUCCCCCAAGUAAGGAAACACAACUCCCUGAGACUUUCUGUAGGCCUCCCUCCCGGACAGGGAUUCUUGUACUGCACUUAAUUGGAAAUCUAGAAACCAUGUCAUGGUCUGUAUGCAGGAAAAACCUCAAACCAAACCUAACUCCACUUGACAGAGCCAAGUCUCAACCUUUUAAGUUUCUUUGUUAUUAAAUGCCAGAGUAUUCUAAGGAUUUAGUAUUGUUACUAAAAAUCAAACACUAUUAGAAUUUGUAGAAAUGAAACAUUGAAAUAUAAACUCCAACAUAUUUUUAUAUUAAAAACAAGAAAAUUAUGAAAAUUUAAAUCUGCUUUCGAGUCAGACUGCAUGACACUGACUUUAGCAAUUAUGUGCCCACAGAGGCCAGAGGAGAGUGUGUCCUAUGCUCUGGAUCUGGAGUUAUGGACUGUUUCAAGUUGUCAUGUGGGUCCUAGGACUCAAACCUAGGUCUUCUCAAGAGCAGCAAGUAUUCUUGACCUGUGAGCCAUCUCUCCAGCCUUCUUUGUUGGUUUCAUAUUUACUUCUUCAUCUGUAGUGUUUGUGUAUGGGGGGACAGUGCCUGUGCCAUGGUGCUUGUAUAGAGGUUAGAGGACUACUGGUGUUGGCCUUCUCUUUCUACCUUUGUUGUCUCUGUUCUGUGCACUCCAGAUGAGUAGGCCUGUGAACUUUAGGGGGAUUAACCUGCCUCUGCCUCAUACCUCACAGAGGAAAUGCUAGGAUUGCAGAUAUGCACCACGGUGUCCAGCUUUUUAUUUUUAAAUUAUUUAUUUAAUUAUAUGUAUGUGUGUGGCUCUACUCAACUGAGAGCGUGUGCUCUAGGAGGCCAGAGUCCUCUACAUGCAGAGUUCCAGGGAGUGAGCCACCCGCUGUGAGUGCUGGUGGUGGAAUUCAGCUCCCUCACAAGAGCUCUACCUCUGAGCUAAAUCCCCAGCUUGCAUUACAUACCCUUAACCAUUGAGUCAUCUCUCCACCUUUGCAUGCAGUUUUUAUUUGAGUUUUGAGGAUCCAAACUGAGGUCAUCAGGUUGAAUGUCUUAAUCUGCUGAGCCAUUUCCCCAAUCCAGGAAUCUUACAUUUUUUAAAUAUUUAUUUUAUUUAUUGGGGCUAUUAUUGACAUAAAUACAUAAUAUCUAAGUGUACAGAACCUGACUUUUAAAAUGCUUCCUCAGAUAGCAUAAAAUAUUAUUAAACAUAUAUAAUAUUAUACCCUGAAAACUACUUGGCAUACAGGUUUUUUAAUAGAUACCACAUGAGCAAAUGAAGUGGUAAAAUUUCACAAUAUUACUAGGUUUUAUUUAUAUUUCAAUGCUUCAUUUCUACCAAUUCCAAUAGCGCUUGUCUUUUUAGUAAAAAUACCGAAUACUUAGAAUACUCUGCCAUUUAAUAACAAUGAAACUUAAGGAGUAUGAUCUUAAGAGGUUGGAUUUGGCUCUGUGGUAGUACACAUGACAGUAAGACCCAGAUCCAUCCUCAGCACUGUUGAAAACAAAAUGAAACUUAAGGAUUAAUUCAGCUUGUGAGAUUAAAAACAUUAGUGAUCAGUACCUCUGGAACAAAAAGAAAAUUACUGGGGUUGGGGAUUUAGCUCAGUGGUAGAGCGCUUGCCUAGCAAGCGCAAAGCCCUGGGUUCAGUUCCAGCUCCAAAAAAAAAGAAAAAAGAAAAAGAAAGAAAAAGAAAAAAGAAAAUUACUGAGCCAACAAUUCAUUUCUGUGAAGUUAGAAGUAGCUAAUCAAGAGUGAUCCUCUAGGGUUGGGGAUUUAGCUCAGUGGUAGAGCGCUAGCCCUUGCCUAGCAAGUGCAAGGCCCUGGGUUCGGUCCCCAGCUCCGGGGGAAAAAAAAAAAAAGAGAGAAAAAAAAAAAAAGAAAGAAAGAAA
This is a messenger RNA of Rattus norvegicus (Norway rat), 5613 nucleotides long. NCBI's taxonomy places the organism in Eukaryota, Metazoa, Chordata, Mammalia, Rodentia, Muridae. The record is from RefSeq and is a predicted model, not a curated record.